This is a messenger RNA of Medioppia subpectinata, 1950 nucleotides long. The record is from the annotation of a GenBank genome assembly. NCBI's taxonomy places the organism in Eukaryota, Metazoa, Arthropoda, Arachnida, Sarcoptiformes, Oppiidae.
AGACAGUAGUUUGCAGACAUCACUUAUGUCUACAUUUAUUGUUUAAUUUCAAUAUUGUUUAUUAAAUGUAAUAUCUAUACCAUUAUUACCAAAAUGAAAACUUUAUUAAUUUUGUGUCUAACAAUAAUUGGUUUCAUAUGCAAACCCACGACUGCUGUUACCAAAGAGAUUCAGGAUUUAUGGCAAAUAUCGUCCAAAACAGAGACAACAGCUCAACAAACAGCAGCUGAUGAACUAAUCGCCAGAAUUAUACCCAAAAGAGCGCAUGAAUUUCAAGUCAUAAUCGAUACAAAACUAUUGCAAACCGACAAUAAGGAUAAGUUUAUUUUAGAGAGCGUUUCAAACAAUAGCAUCCGAAUCACUGCAACGAGUGGUGUGAGCGCUGCCAAUGGCUUCAAUUACUAUCUUAAAAAGUAUCUCAAUUGUCACAUCUCUUGGUCUGGCGAUCAGCUUAAUAUACCUGAUGGUCCCCUCCCUGUUAUCAGUGCACCUCUAACUGUAGUCAUUCAAGACAAACUGCGUUACUAUCAGAAUGUGUGUACAGUUAGCUAUUCAAUGGUUUGGUGGGAUUUUAAGCGAUGGGAACGAGAAAUCGAUUGGAUGGCAAUGAAAGGUAUCAAUUUUCCCCUCGCUUUUAAUGGCCAGGAAUACGUUUGGCGAAAGGUAUUUCAAACAUUUGGUCUAACAAUACCCGAAAUAGAUGAGUACUUUACGGGACCUGCAUUUCUGGCAUGGAACCGUAUGGGUAAUGUUCAGGGCUGGUCGGGUCCUUUAAGUGACAAUUGGCACAAAGUGCAGGCAAUAUUACAAUCACAAAUAUUGGCGCGUAUGAGAUCGUUGGGUAUGAUUCCAGUGUUGCCAGCAUUUGCCGGACACGUGCCCCGCAAUAUUACACGCAUUUGGCCCAAAGCUCAAGUGUCUAGACUUAGCGAUUGGGGAAAAUUUAACCAAACAUUUUGUUGCACAUAUUUUCUGGAACCAGAAGAUCCACACUUUGUUCAAAUCGGAUCCGCAUUUAUUAGUGAAUACACAUCGAUGUACGGAACCGAUCACUUCUAUAACACUGAUCUUUUUAAUGAGAUGACACCAAAAACCAAUCAAACAUCAUAUCUUACCGAUUGUGGAAAUGCUGUUUAUCAGAGUUUGAUUAAAUCCGAUCCUCAAUCUGUUUGGGUGAUGCAAGGGUGGCUAUUUGUUAAUGAUCCCGGUUAUUGGCAUAAAGAACAGGCCAAAGCUUUAUUGACAUCUGUGCCUAAGGAUGUGUUUGAAGCGAGAGCUAAAUAUGAGAAUAUGUUAGGCAUUGGUCUCACACCAGAAGGCAUCGAACAAAAUGAUAUAAUCUAUGACUUUAUGACCGAAAGCACGUGGUAUUCAGCGCCGGUUGACCUCAACCAAUGGGUCACUCAAUACGUCCGCCGGCGUUACAACUAUAUUAAUGAAGAUAUCACUAAAGCCUGGAAUCUAUUACAAAAUAGUGUAUUCACAGAUGGUAUAAAAGUGCACAAUCACGGCGAGUAUACCAUCAAUAAGAGACCAUCGCUUAAAUCACAUUCAGUCUUGUGGUACAAACCUUCGGAUGUGUUUAACGCUUAUAAAUUAUUUAUCAAUGCAUCGACUGUUUCUCAGCUCAAAAAUAGCUCAACCUUUCAGUAUGAUUUGGUUGACAUAACUCGACAAUCAUUGCAAUUGGCUUUUGAUGUGAUUUACGCCAAAUUAGUUCUUUCUUAUGAAGCAAAAAAUGAAACCGAAUUGAAGAACUUGUCGACUGUUAUCUUAACACUAAUGGAUGAUAUGAACGAUAUAUUGUCUACAAAUGAGUAUUAUUUAUUAGGAAAAUGGAUUAAUAGCGCCCGAGCACUGGCUGUUAGCGAUCAGGAAAGAUUGUAUAACGAAUAUCAAGCAAAAAAUCAGAUAACAAUAUGGGGACCAAAUGGGAACGUAAGUGUUAUG